This is a messenger RNA of Tribolium castaneum (red flour beetle), 1593 nucleotides long. RefSeq names its product SP555 (gene SP555). The record is from RefSeq and is a predicted model, not a curated record. Gene Ontology annotation, molecular function: protein binding. Gene Ontology annotation, biological process: proteasome-mediated ubiquitin-dependent protein catabolic process. NCBI's taxonomy places the organism in Eukaryota, Metazoa, Arthropoda, Insecta, Coleoptera, Tenebrionidae. Gene Ontology annotation, cellular component: SCF ubiquitin ligase complex. Bases 282 to 1034 code for a protein of 250 amino acids. The transcript has 2 exons.
UUUCAAGUUUCCGUGGUUGUUACUGAUAUUUCUUUGUUUAUGUGUGGUUUUAUUUCUUAUUAGGGGUGGAUUUUAUGUAUUGUAUGUUCUUCCUUCGUCGCUAUGUUUCCAUAUUAUCGAUUUCGCAUGACUCAUGUAGUUGCCAAGGGGUAAAAAUCAUCUUGCUUAAAUAAAGCCCCAAUUAUUACGGACUUACAGUGGUUUGUGUAGAUGCAGGCGUGGAGGACGUGCCCCCCGCGUGGGAGGAGUCCUCCGCAUAGCAAUCGAAGCGUUCCGACUCCAUGGAGUCGGAACCGGUCCCCCAGCCCCUGCGGCACGGCUGCGACGACCUGUGGACGUGGAACCGGUGGGAGCGCAGCCCCGAGGUCCGGCUCUACGGCAACAACUUCCGCAUCGCGCACUUCCACCCCAACUGGAGCAGCGGCACGGCCGGCGUGCGGGGCACCCGGGUGCUGAACAACGGCCGCUACUUCUGGGAGCUGCACAUCUCGCGGCGCAUCUUCGGCACCAGCAUGAUGUUCGGCAUCGGCACCAAGAAGGCGCGCCUGCACGCCGACUCCUUCACCAACCUGCUCGGCGAAGACGACCACGGCUGGGGGCUGUCGCACAAGGGGCUGCUGUGGCACGGCGGCCGCUGGACGCACUACACCAAGCCCUUCCGGGAGAACAUGGCCACCAAGAUCGGCGUGCUCUUCGACGGCAUCGCCGGCACGCUGAGCUACUACAAGGACGAGAAGUACCUGGGGGUGGCCUUCCGGGGGCUCAACGAGGUCAAGGAGCCCCUUUACCCCAUUAUUUGCUCCACGGCCGCCAAGACUGAGAUGUAUCUGGAUUCGAUGAAGAGGGACUUCGUCAAUUUGCAGGACAGGUGCAGGGCGGUGAUCGUCAAGAGGAUUAGGAGUAAGCAGGAUUUGGAAAAAUUGUUCGUUCCGACUAAAAUUAGGAGUUAUUUGGCUGAGGCGAUUGUUGACAGUGUUGAGCCGUUCAAACCCGUCAAUCACAACACGAUUUCGAUUAAUGUCGGGAAUAUGUAGGCGUUUGAUUCGACAAGUGAAUCACGUGGAUAAAUAAAAGGCAAACUAAAUACUUUUAUUGUUGGUCCACACUGUAUAUGUAUUUGUACCAAAAGGUUUUCUCGGUACGUGUGUAUAGAAAUGUAAAACCGUGGAUUUGUCCAUGUGCCAUUUUAAAAUUCUGUAAAUACGAUAAAUGGGACGACGCCAGUGGUGAAUGUUACCUAGAGUCUAGUCGUAGUGUUAAGCUAUUUUAUCAAUGUAAAAUGGGGAAUUUUUUCAAAUGAAUUAAUCAACAUUUUUAUACUCAUGACACGAUUUUUCUUAUUGAUUGAACUGCUAAUAGCGUAAUACGAAACGAUUUAUUGUGAUUGAUUAUCUAGUCUUGUUUUGUUGUUGUUUUUCGUGUGUUGUUUGUUAUUGGUUUGUAUGAGUUUGAGAAAGUUGCACAAAAAAGUGUGUACAUUUUGGCCAGUUUGUGCAAUAGAAAUGUAAAUAAAUAAAAUUCAUUUCUUUAGGUUCGUAAGACUGUAAUGACUAAAUUGAUGUUUAGGGCAAUUGAAUACAUUAUUUUUUAAAA